AUGCGAGCUGGGGCCACGCCACACUUUCAUGCAGAGGACAACUUCUGGCCUGAACAUUUGACUAGCUUCGAGCGAGAUGUCCUCCAACCGCCCUCCCUCUCCGUCAAAGGAGGGCGGAACCUCUCUGCCUCCGCCAUCACCUUCGCCCCCAGAGGCUCGUCUCUCAACCCAUCACCCGCCCCCGGAAGCUUCAGCACCGAUCUGCGCAGCCAGAUGAUCACCUCUCGCGCCGGGUCGAGAGCCGACAUGGUCAGCACCGAGAAGCUGGACGAGGAUGAAAAUGCGCAGGCGGCGCAGGCUCUCGCCGCCUUGCGUGAGUCCCUUAACCGCGAGAUGAAGAUAAAAGAGGGCAGCGAGAACAUGCUGGAGGCGCUCAAUACCAAGAAGGCGAAGCAGACCAAGGAGCAGCGCCACCGCGUCGAAGCAGAGCUCACCUCGUCCAGCCAGAGAAUCAGGGAGCUGAGACAGAAGAUAUCCGAGGCGCAGCGAACACUCGUAACCCCGACCACCCCUACGAGAUCAAGAACCGCAGAGAGCACAUUCCACGGCACGAAUGGGCUGCGUUCUCCCCCGAGCGCUUCAAGAAGUGGUGUUGGGUCUGACCUCGACGAGCCGACCGAAUCCCCGACCUUUGCCCUGGCCGAGAUCCUUCAAGCUUUGGAGGUGGACGGAAUGAUGCCUGAAUAUUAUGUCUCGAGGGCCAACAGUCUGGUUGAGCUUUUUAAACGACAUCCCACCCUCAAGUACGAUCUGGUGUGGUCGGUAUUUGGCCUCCGAAUGCAGGUCAUGCUCCUCAGUGAGAGCAGGGAGGUUGUCGCUGCAGGAUACAGGAUGAUCCGAUAUGCCAUCUCGGACGUCUCAUCCCUGAAGAAGAUUCGUGCCCUAAACACAGACUACUUAGUGACAUGGUCUUUGAUCAAGGAUAACAAGGCCGACGUGGAGCGUGAACAGGCCCUCAAGUUUGUCCGUGCUUUUCUGGAUGUUAAAGAUGGCAUCCGGGAGGUCUCCAGGGCUGUUGUCAGGACCAUUGCAGCAAUCGCAAAGGCCCCCGAGGAACGCCUAAGGCCCAUCUGCUUGGAAACCCUGGCCGAGAUCCUUGUUCGGGAUCCCCGCCUCCUCGUGGCAUCGGGAGGACUUGCCUCCCUGUCAGAGGCUCUGGCUGAAGGCUCGUAUAAAGCCCCUGAAAGUCUGACAGCCGCCUUUCUGUUCUUGCUCGAUGCACCUAAACGGCGGAAGUAUCUACGAGCGGGGUACGAGCUUGAAGUCCUCUUCACCUGCUUUACCGACGUCUACUCCUCAAAUGAGCGACUCCUCAAACAGAACUCCAAGGCCAUUGCGUCGGCCCUGAAAACAUGGUCGGGUCUGAUGAGCCUGUCCAUGUUCAACUUCCGAGCCAUCAGGUCGCUAAUAUCAAGCCUCAUGCUCCCGAAUGGUCCUGUCCAGGAAACGGUUAUCGACUUACUCUACUCGCUUCUCCGCAUCAAACCACCGGCAUGGGCCAGCACCUUUUUUGCUGGACGUCGGCUCACGACUUAUGGGAGGGUGGCCACCUUGAAGUCCACGGCAUCAAAAGGAACACAUAGCUAUGUCGAAGAUGAUGGUGGGGAGCAGAAUUUUGUCGAUCACUAUACCGCACUACUGCUCGCGAUAUUCGCCAAAUCAGGGCUGGUCCCCUCCUUGCUGAGGUUGACCCAAGACACCGACAACCCAACACUAAAGAGGAAGUCAACAUUACUUAUCGGAGAGGUACUGAAGCUCUCUAGCCGACUGCUGCCGCCGGCAUUUAGCAGCGAGCUCCAGUUGCUGCCCGAGCUCUUCGCCGCCGCAACCCAGUUGAAGGACGAGAGCCAUUUCGUAGCAACGGGCAUCGUCUACCAAAUCAGCAGCGUUAGCAAGAUUCUCCAUCGAUCCUCACCGUCAGCCUACGCGUCGUCGAUAGUGCCCUCCAAUAGCUCCUUGGAUCUGGCAGGGCUUGAGGAGCACCCCAAGGCCAACGCGUCAGUAAACUUUGACGAUGCGACCUUCCGCCAACUGAUUCUCGAUUCGGCGGUCCUCAGCAGCUCCAACUUCUCCAAGUGGAACUGGGAUGUCAUCAUCAGGGUCCUCGAAGGGCCACUCACGAGUGGGAAGCGGCUAGAAGAGGCCGUCAAGGUAUCCAAGUUUGUGAAACGGAUCAUGAGCUUCUACCGCCCUUUCAAGUACAGAUUUUCCGAGGUGAAGAGCACGAGAAACACCCAGAAGUACGUCAGGGCUGGGUGUGCCUUGAUGCACACACUCUUGCAGUCGGCCGAGGGUAUCAGAUACCUCGCCGACAACAAGUUAUUGAGGCAGAUCGCCGAGUGUCUAGCUCAGUGCGACCCUACCAGUGGGCUGACGGCCCAAUUCCCCAUGUUCUCCAAGGACCGCCUCACAGAUACGCUGUGCGGGGGGUACUUCCCUAUGCUGGGAGUCUUGAGUGGUGACCCCAAAGGCCUUCAGAUGCUCGACAGGUGGCGCAUGUUCAACAUGAUGUAUCACAUUGUCGAUCUCAAGCAGCGACCGGAUCUCAUCAAACUCCUCCUUUCAAACUUCGACUAUAGCUUCCAAGGCCAUCCCCGGGUACUGCUAUCGAAGGCACUGACCUCUGGCAACAAGGAUAUUCGGAUUCACGCCACCGACGUACUUAGGAAGUUUGCAACUAGGCCCAGGUUGUCUUCCCAAGGCCAGGGAGUGGGCGACUGGAAAUGGGCCAUCCAACUGCUAGUGACCCAACUCUACGACCCCGAAGUGGAGGUAUGCGCCACGGCAGUCAAGAUACUGGAAAAGGCCUGCAACAGCAAGGACUACCUGGAAUAUAUCGUUCAGUGUCGGCCGGCCUUGGACCACCUCGGCGAGAUAGGGGCGCCCCUGCUCCUGCGUUUUCUCUCCACGUCCAUCGGAUAUCACUACCUUGACGGCCUCGACUAUAUUAGCAACGAGAUGGACGACUGGUUCCUGGGCCGCAACGAUUCCUACGUGAGCGUGAUCGAGGCCAGCCUGGCUCGCGCUUUUGUGGUUCAUCCCGACGACCACACAAAUCGCAUCAGCGUCUUCGAGGACGAGAGGGACGUCGAGGCAGAUAGCCACGUCCCACCGCAUUUCUACCGCGAGCUGACACGAACCCGGGAAGGGUGUAAGCUGCUGAGGGACAAGGGUCACUUUGACGAGUUCGUGGCCACCAUCCGUGACCAUGGCAUGCAGUCGGAAGAUGCCGAAUUGAUGGUCAAGGUCAAGGCCUGCCUCUGGGCUGUCGGUAACGUCGGUUCCAUGGACCUGGGCGCCCCUUUCCUCGAGUCCAGCGACGUCGUCGACCGGAUAGUGAGGAUCGCGCAGGAGCACCAAGUCAUGAGCUUGCGCGGCACCGCAUUCUUCGUCCUUGGCCUGAUCUCGAGGUCGGUGCACGGCCUCGAGAUCCUGUCAGAACACGGGUGGGAUGCGAACACAAAUCUGCUCGGCGCCUCCCUUGGGUUCUGCAUUCCCUCGGACCUAUCCAAGUUCUUCUCCUGCACCCCAUGGAAACACGAGCCCAUCUCAUCUAUCGCUCUCCCCGAGACCCAAAAGACGGAGACGGUCGAACUACCACCCAUACCAUCCAGGCCUAGAUCCGAGUCCCUUCUCAAGGCCAUCGAGGCCGAGAAUGAAGCCAACGGCCAGACAAUCCGCAAAGUCGAGUUGGAUCCGGACCCGACGAACCAUCGCAUCCUCGAACUGGUCAUUGACCUGGCCAACAUGGUCCUCUACCGGCGGGCCAGGAGCGAGCUGAUGCAGAUCAAGCAGGUGAAGAGGGCGCCCGGAUUCAGCCAGCCCCAUCUAUUUAGGCGGGUCAUGGCCCUCCUCGAAUGCCAGAACUACCGUCUUGCCGACCGCAGCCUGGUGGUGGGCCUGUUCGACAAGAGUGUCCUGCGGCGCAUUGACGAAGACGACGAAGACGAUGACGAUGACGGCGAUGAUGAUGAUGAUGAUGAUGAAGCGGAGGGGGACGAGGAGGAAGAGGAUAGUUCAGGUGAUGAGCAGCGCACUGAAAGGCAGAGAAGCGUUGGCGACCUUGCUGAGCUGCCGAGGUCCACAUCGGCCAUGAUCUAUGGGAGCUAA
Molecule: messenger RNA, 4110 nt
Organism: Phialemonium atrogriseum
Lineage: Eukaryota; Fungi; Ascomycota; Sordariomycetes; Cephalothecales; Cephalothecaceae
Exons: 4
Coding region: 1-4110 (1369 amino acids)
Biological process (GO): TORC2 signaling
Cellular component (GO): TORC2 complex
Source: RefSeq, a predicted model, not a curated record